AUGGCUAAUGGAAGUCUUUUCGAAUCGAUUAAUUUGAACUCUUCUUCCGCCAGAAAUGAUACAGGUAACACAAAUACAAGACAGGCUGAUCUACCACUUACAACUUCAGACGAAGAUGAACUAGAUCCUACUGAAUUCUUAUCACCAGAAUCUCCUAAUGUUUCUCCGAAAGUGUCAGUUGCUAAAUCAAAACUUGAUGAUAUUCAAAAUCGGCCCAAUAUAUUAAACAUAGAUGAAGCUUCAAGCCCUAUAUCGAAUGAAGAUGCUAUUUUCCUGAAUCCAUCUAAAUUGGCUUCUAAUUCUGUAAGCAUAAGAGGUUCCACUUAUAGUGAUUCAGAUAUUUCCCAAAGCUUUCAAUUGCCGGCGCUUACAUUUGAAAGCUCUCCUGGAGCUUUGAGUAAGGCUAGAUCUGCAAUUGAUGAAGCGCUUGGGUUUUUAAUAGAUCGAAUAAAACUUUUAUAUCGUGAGCUCGCGAGUAACGUACAACUACAUAAGGUAGCGCUCACUAAUGGUGAUGAGAGAUUAUCAAAAGUUCGAAGUAUGAUAUCCCAAAACUUCGAACAAUUAGCCGUCGCUCAUCAUUCCCUAAACGAACUUUACAUGAGAGAUAUGACAAAUACUAGAAAACUUUAUUCCGAUAUUCAGCAAUGGGACUUACAUAGAAGCAAAAUUUUGGAAAAGAUUAUUAACAUAAAGAGCGAUAAAAAUAGACAUGGGGCCAAACUUACGAUUCUUUUGGAUGAAACCAAUGCAAUAACACAAGAGAUUAGUGAAUUGGAAAAAAGACUAGAAAUGCUCAAGCUAAGGAAACGACUUAUAAAUUCUGAAAUUGAAGAAACAAGCUCUGUUCUAGAAAGUAGAACCUCUAAAUAUGUAACAUCUUUCAAAGAAUUAGAGAGCAAUGGAAAAGAAUUAUUCAAGGAUUUUCUUGUACUGAAUGGAGUGCCACUGCUCACUGUUGAUAAUUUUAUUAAAAAGGAAAAAAUUGACGUCACCUUUGUCAAACAUUAUAAUGAGAGUAUGAAUUCUUUAGGUUCUAUUGACUCUUCUAGAUAUGGUCCCUUGGGUAAGCGUACCAAUCACGAAUCUGAUGAGUCAUUUAAAACACUAGCUGCUGAAAGCAGACUGCAAAUUACAGAAUCUAAAGCGAAUCUUUCUUUUAUUGGAAUGCAACCUUUUAUCCCGCCGGAUGAAAAGAUACAGCCAACCCCAAAUCCUCUGCAGGAAACGUUCAAAGAGAAAAGAUCGAAUGCUUUUGAAGAGGGUCUUUCACAGGGCUCCAAGCUGGCUAAGGUUAUUAAAGAACAUAUGACUCAAUUCAUGCAUAAUAUUAUUCCGAAGAAUGACUCGAAUGUAAUGGUUAACAAAUUUUCAGUAAAAAUAGAUGAUGUUAAUAAUACUAUCAGCCAUAAAAUUCUGACAGAGCCGAUUUUUGAGCUCAUAAACAAUAGGAUACAAGGUUUGAACGCUGCUAUUUUAGAAUCUUCGAGAAAGGCAGUUAUAUUCCAUAAAUUUCAGGUGAUAUGGAAAGAGGUUGUAGAGGUAUUGAAAUCUCAAGAACGCACAAUAUCUAGUCAUUUAUCGUCUACUUUAAUUCAGCAGUUCCCAGAUAAAUCAGUGAUUGAUAUUUUGAGAGAAACACUAGAACGAAUCCAUACCACGGUAGCGAAACAAUAUAAGUUAAAUCAAAUUCGAGAUUUGGAUGCAUCCUCUAAAAGAGCAUACGAUACUUUUUUUCAUAAAGUACUCCUAGAUGAGAUUUUGGCUGUGAAAGCAGCAAUAAUGAUGGUCGAUAGCUCUGAAGAGUCUUCAGAAAUCACCUCUGGCUUCAAAGGGCUAGGAUUCACAGCAGACGAGUUACAAAAUAUUGAUAGUAGGUCUGAGGUUCUAAAUUCAAAAACCCUUGAUUCAUUCGUGCCAGCAUUUAAAUUCCCUCACGUCAAAAAGAAGGCGACUACCUUAACCGAGACAAAUAGUGCCAAUGUCUUGUCGUCAGGACUAUAUGCGUCAGAUGGUACAUCCAACUUAUAUCCAUCCAGCAGCAAGGCAAAUGAUUUCAAGAAUAACUUGAUUGCAAUGGCGGACCCCAAACAAGUGAAAAAAGAAUAA
This is a messenger RNA of Priceomyces carsonii, 2109 nucleotides long. RefSeq lists its product as uncharacterized. The coding region runs from base 1 to 2109 and encodes 702 amino acids. The record is from RefSeq and is a predicted model, not a curated record. The transcript has a single exon. NCBI's taxonomy places the organism in Eukaryota, Fungi, Ascomycota, Pichiomycetes, Serinales, Debaryomycetaceae.